Molecule: messenger RNA, 1271 nt
Organism: Lingula anatina
Lineage: Eukaryota; Metazoa; Brachiopoda; Lingulata; Lingulida; Lingulidae
Product: A disintegrin and metalloproteinase with thrombospondin motifs adt-2
Biological process (GO): proteolysis; extracellular matrix organization
Cellular component (GO): extracellular matrix
Molecular function (GO): metalloendopeptidase activity
Source: RefSeq, a predicted model, not a curated record
ACAACGGUAUAACAGCGUCUAUAUUUAGGAGGUUUCAUUUGGGACUGUGUUUGAGAAAAGUGACAUGGUGAUGCUUUUAUUUUUCCUCAUUUUGAUCAGCACGAGGUUCACAGACGGGAUUAUAUUUCAAUGGCCACAACCAGAAGAGGAUGAAGUAAAAGAAAACCAUUUCUUGAGAACAAAUACCACGAAGCAGAUUAACGGUGUGUAUUUAAGGACCCAAUGUGCGCUGCAAUGCAUCGUAUCAAAAGGAUGUGACUCGUAUAAUUUUUGCCCCCAAAAUCGUACAUGCGAACUCAAUUCUUUGUCAACGAAGAAUGAAGAUGUGAACCUCUUGGAAGCGGAUGGAAUUUCCUUCUACAGCGUUCGUAAUGAGUCCUUUCAGAUACCCGUAGGACUGUGUGCCACAAACCCCUGCCAGCAUGAAGGUUACUGUCUGGAUACUAGGACGGAGCAAGGAGACCCCAGUUACCUCUGCCUCUGCAAGGACACCUGGCGGGGAAACAACUGCGAGCUAGAAGCUGCAGACGUGCAAUGGUCACAGUGGCAGAGCUGGCAGGGGUGUUCAGCAUCGUGUGGGCAAGGAAGUCAGUUGCGCAGGCGUCAGUGUAGCGUUGGAACCGCAUCUAACUGUUAUGGGGCCGACACUGAAUACAGACUUUGCAAUGAACGGGAGUGUCCACGUAUGGUUGGGGUGAAUGGUCACCGUGGAGUGAAUGCUCAACCCAGUCAACCUGUGGCCAAGGGAGUAAGAACAGGCAAAGAGCCUGUCUAUUCGAUGGAACUGUUGGCCAAGAUAGAUUCUAUACCCGUAGGACUGUGUGCCACAAACCCCUGCCAGCAUGAAGGUUACUGUCUGGAUACUAGGACGGAGCAAGGAGACCCCAGCUACCUCUGCCUCUGCAAGGACACCUGGCGGGGAAACAACUGCGAGCUAGAAGCUGCAGACGUGCAAUGGUCACAGUGGCAGAGCUGGCAGGGGUGUUCAGCAUCGUGUGGGCAAGGAAGUCAGUUGCGCAGGCGUCAGUGUAGCGUUGGAACCGCAUCUAACUGUUAUGGGGCCGACACUGAAUACAGACUUUGCAAUGAACGGGAGUGUCCACGUUGGGGCGAAUGGUCACCGUGGAGUGAAUGCUCAACCCAGUCAACCUGUGGCCAAGGGAGUAAGAACAGGCAAAGAGCCUGUCUAUUCGAUGGAACUGUUGGCCAAGAUAGAUUCUGUCAGGGACCGAUCGAAGACACAACUCCAUGCGAUGGAGUAGACUGCAGGG